AUGAUAAAGUAUCAUUUGAAUAGUCAUGCAAAAACAUCCUGUCUCUUUUUCUUUUAUUCUCCACAGGCAGCCACACAUUUUCAUCAUGCUUUUUCUUUCUUCAUCUCAGAGAAAUUUCCAACUUUCAUUUAUUUGUCUUUCAUCUCAAAGUAAUUUGCAAUUUCGGAGCAAAAGACAGGAAACUUCCAACUUUCACUUAUUUUCAAUCAUCUCAAAGAAAAUUCCAACUCUCAUAGUCCUAUAUAUUUAUGAAACCCAAUCUUUCAACCCAUUUUCUGCUCAUUCAUAUCAAGCCAAAAGAAAAAAAAUCCUCUUGAGUCCACUCCAAAAAUAUUCCAAUAUGUUGUUUCUUCGACUUGUUUUUGGGUCACUGUUCAUAGUUUGUUGCCUUACAACGCUUACAAACGAAGCUGCACUUCCAAAUGCUGAAGUGGAAGCUUUGGAAAGUAUUGGUAAAACAUUAGGGAAGUCAAACUGGAACUUUAUUGAAACAUGCAUUCAAGGCAAUGGUCGGUUGGACCAACCUUCACCCAAGUUUAAUGAAUCUUAUGUUGAUAAUGUUACAUGCGAUUGUUCCUUCAACAACAAUACUACUUGUCAUGUCAUUCACAUAAUACUCAAGGGACAAGGCCUUUCAGGUACUCUCCCACUAAACUUGACAAGUCUCCCUUUUCUGCAAGAAAUCGACCUAACUCUAAGCUAUCUUAAUGGCACUAUUCCUCCGGGGUGGGGUUCUUCUACGCGACUCAUUAAGAUUUCCCUUCUAGGAAAUCGAUUAACUGGUUCAAUCCCCGAAGAGCUAGCAAAUCUCAGAAAUCUUACCAGCUUAGUCCUUAAGAACAAUGGUCUUUCAGGAACUUUGCCUGUAGCACUGAGGGAUCUACCCAAAAUCGAGCGAUUGCAUCUUAGUUCCAACAAUUUUACUGGUGAAAUACCGCCAUCAUUUGCUAGGUUGACUUCAUUGAAGGAGUUUGAGAUUAGUGACAACAACUUUACAGGACAGAUUCCUGUCUUCAUAUUCCGAAGUUGGACAAAUCUUGAAAAGAUAUAUAUGGAGGGAAGUGGUUUGAGUGGACCAAUUCCAUCCAUUAAUGCUACUUUACUUAACUUAACAUACAUAAUAAUUAGUGACUUGAAUGGAGCUGAAACAAAUUUUACACAACCACUCAUCGAUGCCAGUUUGCCUAAAUUGAAAAGACUAAUAUUGAGGAGUUGCAAUCUCAUUGGAGAGAUACCCGCUUCUUUUGGGACAUUCACAUCCAUAAAGUUAUUAGAUCUCAGCUUUAAUAGACUCACUGGAGAAAUUCCAAAUCAGCUUUCUGAUUUUGAUUUCGAUAAUAUGUUCUUAAAUGGAAACAAUUUUACUGGAUCAGUCCCUUCAUGGAUACUGGAAACAAAUAACAAAAUGGAUCUUUCAUACAACAACUUCAAUAACACAGGUGGAUCAAGCUGUCAAAUAAGGAAUACCGUGUAUGACAAGAACUUGUUCGCAAGCAUUGCAAAAGUCAAUAACUCCCACUUCAAUUCUGGGAUUUUAAUGCCUAAGCUUUUUAAUUGUUUUAUUAGAGGAAUUGCUCCAUGUUUGAGAAGCCAAAUUAAAUGCACAGGCGAGCCUUUGCACUUUGUCCGUAUAAACUGUGGUGGGGGAGAAAUAACUGUUAAUGGCAGCACUUACGAAGCCGAUAACGAUCAAGCUGGGCCUUCGACAUUUUACCAAAGUACUAACUGGGCAUUUAGCAGCACCGGAAUUUUUCUAGACGAUAGCAACUCCGACGAUAAAUAUUUUUUAGACAAUGGACAAGUUUCUGUCAAUGGUAGUGAUGAACAACUCUACAAAAAUGCAAGGCUUGCGCCUAGCUCUUUGACUUACUAUGCAUUCUGUCUCGCCAAUGCAACGUACACAGUAAAUCUUCAUUUCGCUGAGAUUCAGUUCACUAAUGAUCAAAAUUACAGCAGCUUGGGGAGGCGCAUAUUUGAUGUUUACAUUCAGGGGGAGCGGGUGCUGAAGGAUUUCAAUAUUAAAGAAAAAACAGGAGGGGCAGGCAUACCAACAGUAGAACCAUUCAAUGCAACUGUAAGCGAUAGCACUUUAGAGAUUCGUUUCCAAUGGGCCGGAAAAGGGACAACUUCUAUACCCGAGAAAGGCAUUUACGGCCCUCUAAUCUCAGCAAUAUCCAUUUUUGAUCCUAAAUAUAAACCUGGCAGUGGUAUCUCAGCAGCUGUAGUGGUCGGUAUUGUAGCCGGAGUAGUGUUUGCUGCUUUACUGAUUUCAGGCAUCCUUUGGUGGAAUGGCUGUUUAAGACGGAAGAGUACAUUGGAACAAGAUCUAAAAGGUAUAGAGUUGCAGACAACUUCCUUUACCUUAAGGCAAAUUAAAGCUGCUACAAACGAUUUUCAUGCUUCUAAUAAGAUUGGAGAAGGUGGUUUUGGUCCCGUCUACAAGGGCACUCUAGCAGAAGGCACGAUGGUCGCUGUUAAGCAGCUAUCAGCUCGAUCGAAGCAAGGAAACCGUGAGUUUGUGACUGAGAUUGGCAUGAUUUCAGCUCUACAACACCCUUAUCUUGUAAAGUUGUAUGGAUGUUGCAUUGAAGGAAACCAACUGAUGCUUAUAUACGAGUACCUGGAAAACAACAGCCUUGCUCGUGCAUUAUUUGGGCCACAAGAAUCUCAGUCGAUAUUAGACUGGCCAACAAGGAAGAAGAUCUGCAUUGGUAUAGCAAGAGGAUUAGCUUACCUCCAUGAAGAAUCAAGGUUGAAGAUUGUGCAUAGAGACAUCAAGGCCACCAAUGUGUUGCUUGAUAAGAAUCUUAACCCUAAAAUAUCCGACUUUGGUUUGGCUAAGCUUGAUGAAGAAGAUAAUACCCACAUUAGCACCUGAAUUGCAGGAACUUAUGGCUAUAUGGCUCCUGAGUAUGCAUUGCAUGGCCAUUUGACAGAGAAAGCGGAUGUUUAUAGUUUUGGGAUAGUGGCUCUUGAAAUUGUUAGUGGGAGGUGCAACACUAGAAUCCGCCCAAAGCAAGAACCUUUCAUUCUCCUUGAAUGGGCUCAUGUAUUGAAGGAGAAUGGGAACUUGUUGGAAUUAGUUGAUACAAGGAUUGGCUCAGAUUGCGACAAAAACGAGGUGAUGACAAUGAUAAAUGUUGCUCUAUUAUGCACAAAUCCCACAGCUUCUGCUAGACCUCCAAUGUCUUCGGUGGUGAGCAUACUUGAAGGCAAGGCCGAAGUUCAGGAGUACUGCACAGAUUCAAUGUCCUCUUCAAGCCGUCAAAAGAAUGUUGAAACUAUGAAAAAGUUGUAUAGGAAACUUGAAGAUGAUGAUGAUGCAGAUAUUAGCCAGACAAAGAGUAUGUUAGGUGUUGCGCCAUGGACCACUUCUUCAACAUCUGCUGCUUAUCUCUAUCCAGUUAGUUUGACUUCUGGGUAUUGGCAGAAUAGAGAUUCCACAAACUAGAAACAAUUUUCUAUCACCAUCUUGCUGCUGGAAUAAGUUCAUAGAGAAUCAGACAACGUAUAAUUCCCCUCCCCCUCCCAGAAGUUUAGUACUCCUUUUGAACCCAAGGCUUAAUUAGCCCUUUUGUCCAAUAAAUUUAACGGUGGAAUUUCGAUAUUUGUAUACCUAUUUUCUCUCAUUAUCAAACUGCAAUAACCACCAUUGACUUAGUCACAACAAUAAUUAUUCUAUUUUGAUCUUGUUAUCUUUUUUUUAAA
This is a messenger RNA of Gossypium arboreum, 3708 nucleotides long. RefSeq names its product probable leucine-rich repeat receptor-like serine/threonine-protein kinase At3g14840. The transcript is spliced from 24 exons. Gene Ontology annotation, molecular function: protein kinase activity; protein binding; ATP binding. Gene Ontology annotation, biological process: protein phosphorylation. The record is from RefSeq and is a predicted model, not a curated record. Lineage: Eukaryota; Viridiplantae; Streptophyta; Magnoliopsida; Malvales; Malvaceae.